AUGCAAUUAACCUGCCGUUUUUAUAAAAAUAAACUUCCGGAAACGGAUGAACUUGUAAUGGUUUGUAUCACACAAAUCGAAGAAAUGGGUGUUGAUACUGGUCUACUUGAAUAUAAUAAUACAAAAGGUAUGAUAUUAUUAAGUGAGAUAUCCCGUCGUCGAAUUCGUUCCAUAAAUAAAUUAAUUCGUGUUGGUCGAAAAGAAGUUGCUGUUGUUCUGCGUGUUGAUGAUGAUAAAGGUUAUAUUGAUUUGUCUAAAUAUCGCGCAUCACCCGAAGAUAUUGUUAAAUGUGAAGAAAAAUUUUUUCGUGGCAAAACAGUAAAUAGUAUUCUUUAUCAUACAGCUGAAGUUACGGGAGUACAAACAAAUUUAGAAUUUGAAGAAUUAUAUGAGAAAACUGCUUGGUAUUAUGAUGAAAAGUAUGGAAAACAGGGUGCAGUUUAUGAUGUAUUUGUCCGAGCUGCAAAUAAUGAACAUGAACUUGAUGAUUGUCAAAUCGAUGAAACCACAAGGAAAGUAUUAAUUAAUAAUAUUCGUCAUCAUGUUAGUUCACAAGCUGUUAAAUAUCGAGCUGAUAUUGAAGUUGCAUGUUAUGGUUAUGAAGGUAUAGAUGCAGUUAAAGCAGCAUUAAAAGAAGGUUUAAAAGCAUCAACAGAAGAAAUGCCAAUUAAAAUUAAUCUCAUUGCUCCACCACUUUAUGCUGUAACAGCAACAUUCCGUGAUCGUACUGAAGGUAUUAAUGCGUUAAAUAAUGUAAUUCAAAAAAUCAGACAAACUAUUGAACAAUAUCGAGGAAUAUUUAAAAUUAAAAUGGAACCUACAAUGGUCACAGAUGCCAAUGAUCGUUCACCUCAAGAAAUAAUUAAAGAUACUCAAGUAUCUGAUGAUGAAAGUGAUGAUUCAGAUUCAAAUGAAGGUAAAUAG
This is a messenger RNA of Adineta steineri, 924 nucleotides long. The record is from the annotation of a GenBank genome assembly. Lineage: Eukaryota; Metazoa; Rotifera; Eurotatoria; Adinetida; Adinetidae.